Arabidopsis lyrata subsp. lyrata is the source of this 774-nucleotide messenger RNA. RefSeq lists its product as uncharacterized. Gene Ontology annotation, biological process: proteolysis. The record is from RefSeq and is a predicted model, not a curated record. Gene Ontology annotation, molecular function: cysteine-type peptidase activity. The coding region runs from base 64 to 774 and encodes 236 amino acids. Lineage: Eukaryota; Viridiplantae; Streptophyta; Magnoliopsida; Brassicales; Brassicaceae. The transcript has 5 exons.
AAACAAGAUCCAUGGUUUCUAACUUAAUUUUCUUUAUCCGAUCCGCAGGAGAAAUAAGCAAAAAUGUCGUCAAUCAUGAAACCCAAAGAACUGUUAUCCGUAACUCGAGCAAAUGUGAAGGUUCUUGCUCACAUUUUAGAGAUCAUACCAGUUGGCACAUUCUCGCAAAUCAUGGCAACAACUCCUAAUUCUGGCAUCAAGGUUGAGGAGGUGCUCGAAGCAGUAUAUGCACGUUGGCGUGUAUCACGGCAUGUCCAAGAUAGCCUGAAAGGUACGGAUUGGGAGAAAAAUAUGUGUCACAUGAGAGAUCAAGGAUGCUGCCAGACAUGCUGGGCAGUAGUGGUGUCGGAGCUUAUUAGUGCGUUGCUCUUUAUUGAGGGCAUAGACAACGAAUAUACGGAGUACUCAAUCCAAGAACUAGUUGAUUUUGCUGAUCCGUCGAAGGCAGGAACACAUAAAGACCGAAAACACUAUUGUUACACUCUAAGUAUAGGGAAAGGUUUGGACUAUGUACUCAAACAUGGGCUUCAAAAGGCAAUUCAUAGGAAGUAUGUGGGGUGUAGACCAAAAUCCGAGAUUCCAGCACGUUCUACAGUAGAUCUGGCACAUAUAACUCGCGUGGAUAGAUUAUCUUUCCCUGAAGCACUUAUCAGACUUAAGAGACAACCCAUUGGAGCUUCCCUCUACAUAUUCACGCCUGAUUACGUGAAUACUAAAGGGAGGAAAAAGGAGAAAUGUUGUUCAAGGUCAAAUCCACCCACGGUGAUAGGGUAG